Messenger RNA from Exophiala oligosperma, 1142 nucleotides. RefSeq lists its product as uncharacterized. Bases 246 to 548 code for a protein of 100 amino acids. Lineage: Eukaryota; Fungi; Ascomycota; Eurotiomycetes; Chaetothyriales; Herpotrichiellaceae. The record is from RefSeq and is a predicted model, not a curated record. The transcript has a single exon.
GGCCUACUGAUUAAGAUAAGAGGUCCCGGAGACGAAUGUCUUAUCAUCGAGACCAGCGACAAGUCGAUGUCAUCGCGCUCGAGCCGUGAACAAUGUUGUCAUGCUAACUCCCGACAUCCAUUGAGUAGGGCGCUGGGUCCUCAGUUGAAUUUGGUCGUCGUUCUGAGCAACCCCUAGUCGUCUCGUCUUCAUCGCUAGUGGGAGGCAUAACGUCCUCCUUGUCAAGAUCGCUGCUAAGAGGGACAAUGUUCUCCUUGUCUUUGUCACCGCUGGGAGGUACAAUGUCCUCCGCAUGUUUAACGCCAUUGGCAGAUAUGACGUCCCCCUCGUCCUCAUCGCCACUAGGAGACAUGGUGUCCUCCUCGUCACUGCUUUCGACGGCGUGUUCUUCGCUCAUUUCCAUCCCGUGUCACUCGCCAGAGGUUUUCUUUUGGAUCGUCAUUGACUGUCGAAAAGCUAUCGGAUUUCUGGGAAGUUUGACUCCCGGCAGAAUUCCGAGGGUCGAGCAGCAGCUGUCCACUGGGACUGGGAGGACUGAACAAAUCUGAUUUGGAGCUUGUUGUCGGCGAGGAAGCAGAUCUCGAGUGGUGAGGAUUUAUAGAGCCUUUCCCAUUUCCUUUGGGCACGGUCACGUACUCAGGAUGGAGCAGGUGCCAUUGUGUCGGGGGUUUUGUACGUGACCAUGCCCAAAGGAAGUGGGGAGGGAUCGAGGAAUAGAUAUGAUGUGUUAUAAAUAGAAGAAGAAUAGAGUUGAACAGAAUAGAAGAACAGAAUAGAAACUGGUAACAUUUCCCAAUUCUUGUUGUUGGCGGUCUCUGGGAGAGAGAAAAGAAGAGGGAGGGGAUGAUUGAGUAAAAGGGAAAGGAGGGAGACAUGGACCCGGAGGGAAACGAGUGCCUUCCUUUUUUCGCAACUCGUCCUAAAGCAACCACCCUACACAUGUGUGUGAGAUGAUCUUGAGGGCCUCCUUGCACUUGAUAUUGAUAGACACAAUGAGUUCCGAAUCAAGAGCGCCCAACGUUAGCACAACCGAGACUCAUUAGGAUUUGAACACCACUUGGCCUCCAGUCGAGUAUAUCGACAAUUAGCUAUCAGGGCUUCUUUUGGAAGACAGCGACGUCUUCCAACACUGUGUGGCUGCG